UGUCUGAUAAAUCUACCGAAUGGAUAUCUGUUAUUUACUCCUUGUUUGUUGAUCAGUUCUUUGUUCUAAAUACACUUAAUCGUCGUUCUCGGAUUAAUAAAUAGUGCCUCGUUUUGGUGGAUAGCCAUGUGACCUCAGCGGCAAGUGUGACCUAUUGGCUGAAUGCGUCUGUUAUGUUCGUUCUACAUUGAUAGUAUAUUUUAUGACGAUGACUAUUAAAAUAUUUUUAUUAUAAUUAUCAAACACCAACGAUCGCGUUAAUUGAAAAGAACUGACAAAAAACUGCGACAUAAAUAAAAGAAAACAGAUCUGACAACUAACGUUUUGUGGAAUUUUCAUUUGCACGAGAAGAAGAUUUGUCUUCCACUUCGAUGACAGUCAAAUUCCUACCUGGGGUUCGUUUAUUAUAUUGAAGUAUCUGUUGGCCACACACGUUACGUUUUCAUCAGGUCCUCAUUUUUUUGGUGGCAGAAGAGGCGAAUGGGAAGGUAAUAUCUGAAGAAUGAAAUGGGAGUCACCAGGGCGUGUGUUUCUUACUGGUUCUUAUUUAAUAUUUUAUGGUGGAAACGUCAGUUAUCUCAACUCGGCUUCGGAACCCUGAUUUUAGACCCGUGUUAAAUCCUGCGUGUUAAUGAAGCUGGAGAGAAAAGGAUAAGUUUUACGGAUGCGAGAUGUGAAAAUAGGAGUGGGACAAGCACCCCCAUCACGUUCUAAUUAAAUCGACACAUAUGCCGGAAUAGAAUUUUGAUUGCCAACUAUCCUAACUUUUGAUUUAUUCAUAUAUCGACAUCUUGAGUGAGAUAGAUAGUGAGAAAAAAAAGUAUAAUUGGCGCAGGGUUCGUGCAAUCCUGCAACAGAUUGCAGUCAAGUCUGACAGACGAAGACCCCUGUCUAACUCUAUUACCGAAACCAGUUACUGAUAGUCUGGACUUGAUCAUCAAUUACAUUUAUCUUAAUUUAAACAAUACGAAGACUUGCAUACAUUUGGAUUAUUUACAUGGAUUGAACAUUAUUUGCUGAGAGAAAACAAAACAGCAAAUAUAAUUUAUUUAUCCAUAAUUUGAAUGGUUGAAAUAAUCGAAAGCUUUAUUUAAAAGUGAUUUUUAAAGUUGGAAUAUGAUUAUUAUCCAUGGUAGUUUCUAUAGUGUCAGAUCUGAAUUGGUUAUCUGAAGACGUGUGUUGGAUUAUCGUAGAUUAUCGUAGGGGAUAAUACGAGAAAUUAACGCCACGAUAGAGUCUAAUAGAGAUGCGUGUACAAGGAGCUUUAAUUGGCCUUUAUUUCUACCUGAUAUUUCCAGCCAAUAUAAUAGGUUUGUGGUGGGCGGUGGGUAGCCCUCUUGUUAUGGAUACCAACAGUAUAUGUCGUAAAACACGACGAUUAGCCGGCAAGCAGCGAGCAAUCUGUAGAAAAGAACCUGAAGUCGUUGAAGAGGUAGCGAAAGGCGCAAAAGUAGCGUUACUAGAAUGUCAGUAUCAAUUUAGAACGAGGAAAUGGAAUUGUACAACGCAGAAACGCAGCCUAUCCAAGAUUCUACGACACGAUACACGGGAAGCCGCGUUUGUAUACGCCAUUACCGCUGCCGGGGUUGUAUACGCGGUUACACAGGCAUGCAGUAUGGGUCGUUUACUACAGUGUACCUGUGGCAAUAAUCUGCGGGACACGGCUACUGAUGGAGAAUGGGAGUGGGGGGGAUGUGGGGAUAAUGUCGAGUUUGGCUACCAAAAAUCCAGGGAAUUUAUGGACGCUCGUCGACGGAAAAAACGACGUGGUGACGUCACAACCCUUGUUCAGUUGCAUAAUAACGAGGCUGGCAGACAGGCAGUACAACGGUACAUGAGAAAAGAGUGUAAAUGUCAUGGAUUGUCUGGCUCAUGCACUUUAGAAACGUGCUGGUUGAAAAUGCCCAAAUUUCGAGAAGUUGGAGAUCGUCUGAAACAGAAGUUUGAUGGCGGGGCAAAGGUGAUAAGUUCAAAUGAUGGAAAGUACUUAAUACCUGAAGGAGAAACUAUUAAACCCCCCUCUCGUGAAGACUUAGUGUACACGGAAGAAUCUCCGGAUUUUUGUAAACGGAACAAAAAAGAAGGGUCGCUAGGCACAAAGGGACGUUCAUGUGACCCAAGUUCUAUGGCAGUAGGGGGCUGCGAUUUGCUAUGUUGUGGUCGGGGUUAUUCUAGAAAGCAAGUAACUCUCCACGAAAAUUGUAAAUGCAGGUUUAUGUGGUGCUGUGAAGUUAUUUGUGACACGUGUGUGAACACUAAGACCGAGACAAGGUGCUUAUGAUGCGUUCGCUAACAAACAUUACAACAAUCUAGACGAGAGCAAAGGAAAUAUCGUGCUAUUUAUUCGAACGUUCAAAGAUGUUAAUUUUGAAAAAUAGAAUCUGCUUUUCAACUUCAAAGUCUUCCAAGAAGUAGAAUUUUGAGGACGUUGGCCUGAAUUAUUAAUGUUAGUGUAAGUUAGAUUAUAUAAAGAGCGCUAUAUUCACGAGCUAAUUGUGGGAUGGUACUAGUACUAUCGGUCAAAUAUAGUUUAUUGAUUUAAUAUUUACAUACUCGUGGUUAUAGUUGCUGGCCAGCAUAUAGCUCGGGUAUUGCUUGAUGAUUACCAGUUGUCAACGUUUAGAUUUAGCUUGAUCUGGGGAGGGGUGUGGCUAUGUGUAGAACAGUGAUUGAAACCGUAGUACUGUGGAAUCGUGCUGAAUGGAUUCGAAAUUUAGAGAGUUUUGAGAUCUGAAAUGCUAACGAUCUAACUGCCAUACAUCUUUAUUUUAUAUGAAUAAAUUAAUAACACCCAAUAAUCGUGUCUACCAUAGUCUGUACUGGUAUAUAAACCAUAGUCUGUACUGGCUGGUAUAUAAACCAUAGUAAUAAUUUACAGUCUUGGUAUAUGGUAUAUUUGCUGUUUGCACACUAUUUGGUAGAAUUUGAAUCAAAAUUCAGCGUUUAUUAGAAAUGGCGUUACAUAGUGUUAUAAAGCCUAACUAUCGUGUACAGAUCAAUCCUAUUCAAGACGAUUCGGGAGAUCUUUCCUCAGUUGGUAGUUAGAACAGAUAACUGAGAAGUUGUUGCAUAUAGUCAGUGUCAGUGAAAAAUAUCCUUGGCACUUGGAAUUUGAUAAAGAGACUCCGUUAUCCGUAAAUAAUUCUUGCCCCCCGACCCAGGUUAAAAUCCGCUCAUAACGACCGUAUAUUGGUUCAGUUAAAAGGCUGCAUAAAAGAUUUUUCACAGCCCAAAUAUUAAAAAAAAUCGCAAAGAGUGUGUGACUCGUCAAAUUGUUUUAUACCGGCAUAGGCUUAUUAGAUAAUUGUUUUAUACCGACAUAAGCUUAUUAGAUAAUUGUCAAUUGUCAUUAUAUAAAUCUAGGCAUAUCCAAAUAGAAAACCUUGAUGAAAAUGUUUAAGAUUGGAUUUGAAUGAUUAGUGGAUUUAAGUAGUUUUGCCGGGUGGGGUGUAACAUAUCUUUUGCCAUCACCGUACGAAUCGGAAUAAUGCAUUAUUACCUAUAGAUAAAUGGAUAGCUUCAUUUCUUUUAAUAAAACUUUAAGUAUUGGUAUCAAUCGCCCACCGAUGACAGAUUUAAUAAUAAAGACUACAUCAAUGAAAUGAUUGUUAGAAACUCGACCGUUUAUUAGAAACUAUGACACGACACGACACGACGCUUAUAAGGGAACGGGGGCCUGUUUCACGAAAUUUUAACUAAAAUAAAAUCCAAAUUUUAGUAAUUUGAUUGGAUAAUAUUAGAUUGAUUUUAGUGCUUUGCCAAUCAAAAUUGAAGUAUCUACUAAAAUUUGGAUUUUAUCUUUAGUUAAGAUUUUGAGAAACAGGGCCCUGGUUUCAACAAUGCGUCGUAGUCUUAGCUAAUUACUUAUAAAUUGCCUGUUAUAGCAGCUUGUUACCUUACAUGCUCAGAUGGUAGGAUAGGUUAUCAGUCCGGUAUAAAAAUACCGGCAACAUGACAUCAGCGCAAUGAAUUAGUUGGAUAAAUUGUUUUUGAGAGGAAAAUAUACCGGACAGUGGGAACCAGUGAACAAUAUAAUAGGGGUUAUUUAGUGUGCCUUAUAUAUAUAUAUGUUAAUGUCUGUCUACGAUUCAAGCCCAGCUUGGUUGAUUGUUUGUUUCAAUGUAAUUGUCGGUUUAAGUCUCUAAACGUCACCUGUCUGUAGUCUUCGCUAAAAUCGGUUGAUGGGCCUAAAGAUGCAUUACGUAAGAUUUAGAUAAAGCGCCGGCCAUUCUUGCUAUAAUAGUUCAAAAAAAGUUAAUGCUAAAUAAAUAUUUUGAAAAUUUCAUUCAAAUUACUUUAUUCUGAGCCAAGUUAUCACUGUUUGAAGUUUUGACAAUCAAUUUGAGUAGAUUUUAGCGUAGAUUAAGUUAUGGAAAUAGACGUACAGAGACUUUAAGUUGUUUUAUUUGUUGUAUUUAUAGGGUAAUGUCUAAAUAUUAUGAAUAAUAUAUGUGCCGUUUUUAUGUAUCUAUAACAAUAUAUUAAUAUUUUCCUUGGGAAUAUAUAACACCGCAUUAACUACAAAACACUUUAUUAUUUUAGUCAAAAAAGUUGUAUCCACAUUGAAAAGAUACGUCCACAAAUGGUAAUAAUAAAACAAUAAUAAAAACAGGAGACUUUUUGUUAAAUUGGUCAGAUAUUUGUCUAUUGUGUUAGAUGUUACGACGACGACCAACAGCUCGUCACAUCCAAACGAGAAACGGUCUAUUGUUAGGAUGUCUUAGAUUUCUUUCCCAGAAUCUACUACAGUUAAUCUACCUGUUCAAAGAUCUUGGCCCAGCAAAUAGACCCAAACAUUGUUGAAAAAAUAAUAAUGUUUAAUAUUAAAUUCAACACAUCUCUAAUAUAAGCUGUUCUUGAGAUCGACAAACAUUACCUAAUGUAUAACGACAUAUUCAUCCAUUACUACCAACUAGAGCCUUAUGAACAAUCUGAUUAAAACACAAUCUAAUGUGAAGAAUUAGCCAAUGAAACGGUCUGGUACGGCGAGUUCUUGGCGUGCGAUGCACGGAACUGUGGAUAAACCACUAGACACGUCAACGCUGACUGAUUAAUCAAUGUCUGACGUCAUAGGGUCAAAAGCCGCUCGUAUGCCCCCCUGACGUGACCUCCCAGUACAACUGGUCAGAUCGUCAUGUAGUAUAGGCCAUCGAAAGUAUAAAAAAAACCAAAAUGAAAUAUAGAUGUGUAUUUUACUCAGAUUACGUUAAGAAGAUUAUAUUUGUGUGUGCUCAUUUAUAAUUAAAGUUAUAACAAAGUUUGAUAACUGCCAGGGGUGAAUACGCCAUACUGUGUUGUGAAGAUAAUGAAGUAAUGUUAUUUACCUGUCUGUGUUAUUUAACAAUAAACUAAUUAUUUGUAUUUAACCUGUAUGCUAAACUAAAAAUAGAUUAUUAAUGUAAUUACUUUAUUGUCGAUGUUAUGAAACAUUUAAAAUAGAA
Messenger RNA from Patella vulgata (common limpet), 5441 nucleotides. RefSeq names its product protein Wnt-6. The coding region runs from base 1247 to 2281 and encodes 344 amino acids. Gene Ontology annotation, molecular function: frizzled binding; cytokine activity. The transcript is spliced from 5 exons. Gene Ontology annotation, biological process: neuron differentiation; canonical Wnt signaling pathway; cell fate commitment. Lineage: Eukaryota; Metazoa; Mollusca; Gastropoda; Patellidae. Gene Ontology annotation, cellular component: extracellular region. The record is from RefSeq and is a predicted model, not a curated record.